Molecule: messenger RNA, 939 nt
Organism: Sebastes umbrosus (honeycomb rockfish)
Lineage: Eukaryota; Metazoa; Chordata; Actinopteri; Perciformes; Sebastidae
Gene: cdab
Product: cytidine deaminase b
Exons: 5
Coding region: 95-547 (150 amino acids)
Cellular component (GO): cytosol
Molecular function (GO): zinc ion binding; cytidine deaminase activity
Source: RefSeq, a predicted model, not a curated record
CUGAGCUACAACAGACUUAUUCAUUACAACACAUUCAGAGUGGGAGCUGCUGCCCUGACCCUAGACAACAACUUGUGUGUUUACAGGAACAAUCAUGGACCAAGUCAAGAUCAACGAAGGUGUGACGCAUAUUAAGGACCAUGGCUCCAAACACUUGUCUCAGGAAACAGUCAAGAAGCUGGUCCAGCAGGCUCAGGAUGCCAAGCAGCAUGCUUACUGUCCUUACAGCAAAUACAGAGUGGGAGCUGCUCUCCUCACACUAGACAACAGUGUGUUUACAGGUUGCAAUGUGGAGAAUACAUGUUCCAACCUGGGUGUGUGUGCUGAAAGGAACGCCAUCGCAAAGGCAGUGUCUGCGGGCUACAAGAGUUUCAAGGCAAUUGCAAUUGCCGGUGACACGGAUGACAAGUUCAUCUCCCCGUGUGGUGGCUGCAGGCAGGUCAUGAUAGAGUUUGGAGCAAACUGGGAAGUUAUCCUGACAAAACCCGACGGCUCGUACAUGGUGAUGACUCCGGACGAGCUGCUGCCCGUCUCCUUUCACAUUUAAGAACAGUCCAUGGAGAAAGUGUUUGACAUUCCUGAUGUUUACUGAGCCUGAGGUGUGCACUGUGUAUAAUGCCAAUGCUGCUAAACCUGCUGUAUUCAUGUUCAGCAAACAGUAGUUCUAUUUGUGGUAAAUAUUUGUUCUUGUAUUAUCUGCUGACUGUCAGUCUCAUAUUUAAAUUUAAUUGACGUAUACUUUAAUAUUAAUUACACCUAUUGGACAGAUUAGCUGGAAAAUGCAUUGUGCCUUAAUUAGUGAUCCAUGUACGCAUAUUAACAUGUUGAAUUCUGUAUGGUUGCAGAUGCAUGUAUUUAUAAUAAUAUAGUUUAAAGAACCAUGACGGAGAAUGACGUGUCAUAUCAACACAUUUUUAUUAAAUAAACUUUUAAAAGGAG